Molecule: messenger RNA, 1081 nt
Organism: Racocetra persica
Lineage: Eukaryota; Fungi; Glomeromycota; Glomeromycetes; Diversisporales; Gigasporaceae
Source: the annotation of a GenBank genome assembly
AGUAAAAUAUACCGAAGAAGGUGAAAUUGUAAUGAAGGUUUCUUCAAAAGCAAAAGGAUAUACAGACGCAGUUAAAAAAAUAGAAAUAUUAGUUGAAUUAUAUGAUACUGGUGUCGGCAUUAGUCCCGAUUUUAUGAAAGACAUUUGGAAAGGUUUUUUAAAUAUUGAUGAAUCAAAAACCGAACGACAAGAUGGUACAGGAUUUGGUCUGAUUACGUGUAAACAACUAGUAGAAAUUAACGGUGGUAAAAUAGGAGCAGAAAGCAAAUUAGGAAUAGGAAGUAAAUUUUGGUUUACAUGGAUUGUUGAAACAAUACCAAUAACGUCUGCACCAAAAGCUUCCAAUGGUGUUACUGAUUUAUCACAGAUGUUAAAUAGAAUUAAUCUGAGUUUAAAAUGCAUUGUGUUAAUUAAUCCAUUUCGAAGUUGCUGGAGUGCUAUAUCAAAUUUUUUUAAAAAUAAUGUAAAAAUUGAAUUAUUUGAUGCAUGUGACCACGAGGCUGAAAUGGUAAGAUAUCGUAGAGAGCUAAAUAAUCAAUCAUCUCACACUAUAGUACUAGCCAACCUUUAUGAAGAAAAUGCGGAUGCAAUUACUAAAGUUGCAUUAGAAUUAAGAGAAAUACAUGGUGAUGACUUAUUAAUUAUUCUAAUGGCAUUCUCAAGCGCCAGUGGAAGAAAUUUAGUAAAGAAAUUAACUAGUACGAUCGGAGGUCAAACUGUCGGAGUCUUUAAACCUAUUACACCAAAGAAACUAAUAAAUUAUUGCUUGCAAAACAAUCUAAAAAGAAACAUUGAAACUGACAAAAAUAAAAGUUAUAAUGUCAAAAACUUUGCUAGCAGUAAUUUUGGAAAAAGUACAACUACUGAUUAUGACGUUAAAGUUACAUCUCCAAAAUAUACAUCUCCAAAAUGUAGAUUAAGAACGAAUUCCCAUAAUGAAACACGUAUUUCAUACGUGAUUACGCGAGAAACAACUGAACAAGAACAAAUUGACCUUUUACAGUCAAAAUUAAGAACAUUAGAACUUUCUGAUUUACCAAUGUUAAAAGACAUAACCAUGCUAAAAGAUAUAUUAGAAUAA